GGUGGCUGUAAGGGGACAAUGGUUUCCAUGUGAGCGGAUAAACGCGCUCCCCUUAGCUCCAGAAAAACAGGGAGGAUGUCUUACUAAGUGCGUGAAGGGGCGCUAAGAAGCUAAGCGAGGAAGCCAGAAGUACAGAGCAAGAGACAUGCCGCACCGCGGCCUAGUGCAAGGACCAGAUUUCAAGGAUUUCCAGCGUCGAUAUUUCACGCCAUCUGAAGUCGCCCAACACAAUGUACCGGAAGACCUCUGGGUCUCCUACCUGGGAUCCGUGUACAACCUAACGCCAUUGGUACAGAAGUACAAGGGAGAUUUGCUCCUGAAACCCAUUGUGGAAGUUGCGGGACAGGACAUUAGCCACUGGUUUGAUCCAAAGACCAGAGACAUUCGCAAACACAUAGAUCCUCUGACCGGCACCCUGAGAUACCGCACCCCGCGGGGCCUGUUUCUGCACAUCCCACCUCAGCUACCCCGUUCGGACUGGGCCAAUGAUUUCGGAACGCCCUGGUGGCAGGGCGCAAAAUAUGAGGUGGGGCUGCUGUCAUCCAAGACCCGUAACAUUCGCAUCAUUAACACGCUCACAUCGCAGGAACAUUCACUGGAGGUGGGAUCUCUGGAGUCACUGUGGGAAAUUCUGCAUCGCUAUCUCCCCUAUAAUGCACAUGCUGCCAGCUAUACAUGGAAAUAUGAGGGGAAGAACUUGAACAUGGAUUAUACCCUGGAAGAAAAUGGGAUUCGAGAUGAAGAGGAAGAAUUUGACUAUCUCAGAAUGGAUGGUGCACUCUACACACCUGCAAUAUUGCUCUACUUCAAUGAUGACCUUACAGAGCUAUAGGAAAGGACAUAUGUAACUCAUGUAGAAUCAAGACCUGUUUUCUGUUUCUGUGCCCUGUAGAAAAAGUAUGGGAAUGAAGGUGGGGUGCUCCUGGAUUCUUACCUUCAUUGCAUUCUGGGAACUGACCUUUGGAUGGGAAUGCCAAAGGUCCAAAGAUCCUAUUCCCCAAAUCCUUUAUAAUGGCUCUGAGAAAACCAGGGAUGAUACUAGAAGAGCAUUAGUUUUUAGGAAUGAGGACCAGAGAAUUUGGACCAGGUUACGGUACUUGUCUUGCAUACAGCCAUUCGGAAUUCGAUCUCUGGUACUGCAGUAUGGUUCCUUCCCUCCUCUCUGUCCCCAGAACCCUUGAGUGAUCUCUGAGCACAGAAUGAGAGAGUAAGCUCUGAAUACCACUGGGUGUGGCCCAAAAACAAGUUUUUUUUAACGAUGGCACAAAAUGUUUUUCAGGAUCAAUCCUUGCAUUAGGGAGAUAUAGAGGAGAGAGUAAGAUAUAGGGAGAUAGUGAAAACUCAGGCAAAACUUACAUGGUGAUGAAACCUUUUUUUAGAUAAUAGUAGAAAUGGAAUGAUUGUGGGAAGAUUUAAAAAUUGUAAUAGCAUCUAUUACUAUAUAAAACUGCCAUUCCUUAAUGAAUGUAUUUUGGCAGCAGAUAUCAAAGGGGAAGACUGCUAUGUGUUAAAAUAUCUGUCAGAUGGAUAGCAUUAUUGCUGUUUUACAGUUAAGACUGUUGAAGCUUAGCACAAAGACAUUCCAGUUAGUAACCAGAAUAUGAACUCAUUUGUCCAUGUUCUUUUUUAAUAUAAAGAGAAUAUCUCAAUAUCUAAACUAAUGCUAACAUUUGUAACAACUACUUCUCUGAACAAGUGUGUUUAGGCAGUUAAAUACACAAUUGAAACCUAUGGCUCACUGGGUUUUCAGAGUGGUGUAUUGUUGUGACUGAGUGAAAUCUGCUUGCAGGAAUCCAGUGUUAACUGAGCUCGAGGCUAUAUCCUGUUGAAUUCAAUAACAACUUUUUUUUUUUUGGUCUCUCUUUUUUGUUUGGGUCACACCCAGCAGUGCUUAAGUAUCACUCCUGUCUGCUUAGGGGACCGUAUCAGUUGCUGGGGAUGGAAUCUGGCUGGGCCAUGUGCAAGGCUAGUGCCCUACCCAUUGUACUAUGUCUCUGGCCACAACAAAAUUUUUCUUCUGACUUUUUUUGAACCAAAAAAGGGAGGUAUUUACUGAGUUCAGUAUAAAUUAAAAUGAAGGGCCUUAGGAUUGGAACAUAGGCGGGGGAGCAAAUUGGAAGCAAAUGGUAUUGUAUAUUCAAGGUGGGCGCUAUCCUCUCAGGAAGACAAGACUGUUUUCUUUGCAAAAGGGUGACUUUUUAAGAGGGGGCUGACAAGAUUAAAGAUAAGAGCUAAAAUAAGUGCGAAAUAAGUGUUCUCUUUGGUGACUAAGAAAGAACAAUCAUGGGGCACAGUGGCCAGAGCUGGUUUCCUUGGUGUGUGUGUGUGUGUGUGUGUAUGUGUGUGUUUCCCUGGAAGAGGCACACCGAGUGGUGUUCAGGACUUGCUCGUGGCUCUGUGUUCAGGGAUCACUAGUGGCGCUCAGAGAACCAAAUAUGGUGCUGCGGGCUGAAGCUAGUUGGGCACCCGGUGCAGGAACCCUUCCCACUAUAUAAGCCCUCUGCUCCCUUUACUUUAAAUCAAAAGCGGGAACUAAAAAUCACCAACAGAUGAACUUUCUGACAGAAUCAGCCAGGGAGAGGUUAUAAGCAAUCAGAGUGCCUUCCGGAUAAAUGAAGACCAGACCAGGGUGUAGUGCAGAUGGCCCAUGUGAGAAACUGAGUAGUUGUGAGGGAGUUUCUGAUUUGCUGGCUUGGAAAUACUUGGAUAGUGGUGCAGACUUAUGUACUCCACUAAUGGCUUCAGCACAAUCCAGACUCCCUAUGAAAUGGAUACAUCCUGUGUGAUGAAGAGUCUAUGAAGUCUCUGAAUCUUUUUUUUUUUUUUUUGGUUUUUGGGUCACACCCAGCGAUGAACAGGGGUUACUCCUGGCUCUUCACUCAGGAAUUACCCCUGGCGGUGCUCAGGGGACCAUAUGGGAUGCUGGGAUUAGAACCCGGGUCGGCCGUGUACAAGGCAAACGCCCUACCCGCUGUGCUAUAGCUCCAGCCCCCUGAAUCAUUUUUUGAUAAUCAACUCUGUUACUACCUUAUGGGAAUUGUGAUCAUUCAAUUAAGCCCCUAACACUAUGCUGUUGCUGGAGCAAAGGUGCUCAAUUUGUUUGGCCUGUCCACCCCCUUCCCAGGAAAAAAUUACACAAAAAUUCCCCUUCCCUAUACAAAUCUAUCUUUAAGCUAAAGAGAAAGUAUUCUUCCCAUUGCACCCCAGGCUACUCCCCUCCCCCCAAGAAAUCAUUCCAGCACCCUGUGGAGGUUAGGGAGCAGCAUCACCCACUGGGAGAAACAAUGCAGAGCAUACCUCAGGGCCUCCGCCUGUGGGAUCUGCCCAAACCUGCACUUUCAGAGGCUCCUAUGUUAGUACCUCUUGCUGGGAACUCAUAUCAAGUCACUUCUGUCUCUUAAAUAUCUCAGGAAUACUUUUGUGUAAACUAUCAUCAACUCUUGGCCAGACCCUUAAUGGAAAACUUCCUAACCAUUUCUGUGCAUAGAAGAGCAAGAUGUGAAAAACAAGCCUUCAGAAUUCUUUAGUGGUUUCCAGUUCCUUUUGGAAUAAAGCCUCAGCCUCUAUCUUGCAUAUUUUGCAUGAUUCCUUUGUUCCUUAUGCUCCAGCCACACACUGACUGGCUUUCCUUUGUCUCUAGCUCAGAACUACAGACUGAACUCUGCUUGCAACCCUCUUCCUUCAAUAUUUCCAUUUUUCCUCCUAGCUGAUCCUCAGUUUUCCUCAGGGAGACCUUUCUCUUCAGUUCCCUCCCACCCACCCGCCUUCCCCAUGGGGGAAGGGUGGAGUGGGGCAUAUCCAGCAAUGCUCAAGAGUUAUUCCUGGUGGUGCUCACUCGGGACCAUAUGAGAUACUGGAGAUUGAACCUGGGUUGGCUGUGUGCAAGGCAGGUGCCCUAUCUGCUGUACUAUCUCUUUUCUAGCCCCAACCUUUUUCUUUAUAUAGGCCAAGACUUUGGGCUAGAUUUCUCCUUAGUACUGUAUAUAUUUCAGAGUACUUAACUACAGUUGUAACUUUAAAAUUAUAGAUGUAAAAAAUAAGAUUAUAAAUGUAAUUGGCUGGCUGGCUACUAGACUGUAAGCUCUUAAGGGCAGAGCUUGUGUACUCUUGUGUACUGCUGUUUUUCCAAUGUUGGUGGUACACAGUUUUUGCUCAAUAAAUUUUGGUUGCCUGCACUCAGUAUCAAGUGAAUUAA
This is a messenger RNA of Sorex araneus (European shrew), 4195 nucleotides long. Its product is annotated as cytochrome b5 domain-containing protein 1. Bases 146 to 832 code for a protein of 228 amino acids. The transcript is spliced from 4 exons. The record is from RefSeq and is a predicted model, not a curated record. Lineage: Eukaryota; Metazoa; Chordata; Mammalia; Eulipotyphla; Soricidae.